AGAAAAAUGAUCAACUUGUGUGAGUAUUCAUCGUGACGAGUAUUGUAGGUAGGAGAGACACACGGAGCAGUACCCUUUUGGUAAGAGGAGCAGAACAUGGUCGAAUUAUAAAAAAACGACUCGUUUCCGACCUCUACGAAGAUGAGGCCCCCGUGGGCGGGGCUGCUCUUCACGGGCCUGCUCUGCAAUGCAAGAGCAGCCCCAGCCAAGGGUGGAGCACAACCUUGGCGCAAAUUGGGCUCUGCUGUGGACAUCCUGCUAUUGGAGGUAGACCCGAAUAACGCAGUACAACUACAGAAGGUGAAGGGUUUAGGGUUUAGAGAGCUGCAUAACCGAGGUCGAGGAGAACAAAGAGUGCGUCUUCUGAUCAGUAACAGAAGAAGUGGCGCACAACUACAACAGAACAAGAACAAAGGUCAGAAAAACAAGGACUACAUCAGGACGAUUGCGAAACAAGAAGUCAAGGCUGCUCGCUCUGUGCACGACAAGAAAGAGGCGGGCCACGAGGUAGAUGAAGUCGCCAAGAUCGAUGUGCCUACAGCUCAUCCUGAAGAUCUGAUCUCCGAGUCUGAUCUAGCACGCUUAGAAGACGAUGGUGACGAAGCAGAAAACCGCUUAGUCCUGGAUCUGCAGAAAAACGCCCAAGGAUCGAAGGUAAGCGCAGAAGAAAGUGCGAAUCUAGAGUUGGACACUCUGGAUAUGGAACUGCGGCAAGCACGCGAUGGACGUGCGAAAGAUCGGACUUCUCGGGGGGCUGGGAAGAUUACGGGAAGUGAUUGUUCACUAUUGCAGUCAACAGUUGAAGAUACAUGCACAUACUACGUACUUCAAGUCAAAACUCAAAAGGUUGUAUCAACGUGUUUAAUAUGAUCACUAAUUUAAAAAUAUUCCAAUAGCAGGACGACUCAAAGUCAAACAAUACAACAUCGUCGUAGUCGCUACUAUCUUUGCGCAGACCACUAGCCUUCUCUAAUCCUCAGCCAGAAAGCGCAGCAAUCGACUUUUUCCAACAGAAGAGUAUAGACCAAGCAACAGGUAAGAACAUCUUCACUUCUCUAUUCGGAGGUGAUAGCAGUACUAGUACUUCGUCAGAAUCUCGAUCUACUGCAUCCUCAAAGAAAACCACUCUUGCUGACGCCUUCUCCGCACUGGAUGAAGCGGUAGUGAUGGAUGACCUGAAUGCAGUAGUAGCAAAGGACAAAACAACUAGCUCGUCUAUAGAUGAAAUCAAAGAAGCUCCUGGUCCUGAUGUCGACGUUCGUCACGAAGAACCUAGAAGAACUGCAACAAUGGAAAAGCAUCAGAAAGCUCCUGUCGUAGCAGAAAGAGCCACAGCAGCUCUAGUUGUAAAAGCAUCACAGGUCGUCCAGAAGGCGGGCAAAGCAGCUACAGGAGGAAAACAGAUGAAGAAAAGAAAUGUCGUACAAGAAGAAGAGCAACCUUCCUUGGUUUCCCUGUACAAUCAACUUCCGAUAGACGGGAUGAACAAGGACGCUUUUUCUCCUCGUAACGACCAGGACAUCUCUUUGAGCACGAGCCACGAUCCUGCUGUUGAACAGCAACAGGUAUUCGACUUCGUUUUACCCUAUCCUCACUUCGCUGUCGAAAGGGUUCAAGAUGCUGGAAAGAGCUACCUGCUCUUGGUCUCCAUGAAGGACAACGUUUUGAAACAACAGGGUGUUCAGGAUGUGGAUCAGCUUAAGAUCAAGGCGGUGAAAGUAGAUGCAGUGCGUGAGGCUUUGACUGCUGCCACCAAGGCUUUGGCGCAGAAGAGUAAAAAUGAACGAGCCGAAGUCGAAGUGACAACCACUACUAGCACCAGUGAUGAAAGUUUCCUUUCACUUGUGCUUGGAGAAGAGAAGAGCAAUGAAGGAGAGAACGUCGCCACUACUACUAGAAAGAAGAAGACGAGCAACGUCAAGAGAAAGGCUGAGAAAACUCAUCUCAUAACUCAUCUCAGCAACAGCAAGAAGAAGACAAAGCCUGUAGUACCACCAGGAGAACAAGCCGCAGCCGCUGCGCCGCUCAGCUCCAUCAUUGAUCAGUAUUUCAAAGCUACUAGUACAGCUACAGCUUCUUCAGCAGGUACUUCUAGCACGUCUUCUUCUUCUACUUCGUCCACAGCUAUUAGUAGUGACGCAAAAGGUAGUUCCACAGAAGAUGAAGACAGCCAAAUGGAGAGCAAGUUGUUCCACGAAGUAAGCGGCACGACUACGGCUCAGGGUGAUGCGGCCAUUGCAGCAGGAAAUUUCGGCACAAAAACAGCCCUGGAGCGGGAUGUAGAGGAUUGGCUGGAUGUACAGCCAGCUUCUACUUCCUCUAGUUGGAACACUAGAAGGACCACACCUUCUUCUGUUGCAGGUAACAGAAAGGCAGCAUCUUCCAAGUUAGACAAGUGGAGCUCCUUGAAGGCAAAAUUUGCAGCUGCAAAAGUGCAGCAUGAAGAUCAACAGGAAAUAACAACUCAAGCACAGGUUCUUACGCCUUCAGCUGUGAAGAAGACUCGUCCAACUUCUACACGACCCAAUACUACUACGAAGAAAAAGCCGGAUCCUCUGAACACCUACUUUCUGAACAAGGACAAGAACCUGGCUGCAACUUCCGACGAUGACUCUACAUCCACAAGCGCAUCCUCACAUCAGAGUCACGAAGACAGUAACAUGAUUCGCGCUCAGAUAGAGCAGGAACAAGGAAUUCACUCUACGGCAGAUGAGAAAUUGCGUCAAUAUGAAAAACAGCAGCCUGUGCGGUCGACGGCUGCUUUCAGUUCUCGACGAGUGUAUUUUUAUUAAAGUUAAUAUAGAGAUGGUUCUUGAGGUCUUCGUCUUUCUCUUUUUCUACUCAAGAGCAUCGAUUGUGAAAAUUAUGUCGUUGAAUGGACUUCGUGGCAUUUACUCACAAUAAAAUCGGAAUUGCACUACUACAAAACACAUAGAUUCAAAAAAUAGCCUACUCUCUACUCAGGUCACCGCUAGCCGCCGCGCACUACGCUGUUCCAGCCUCGGCCACGAUGUCCCCUGCCAGCACUAGCGACCAAGAGCGACAUGUUCCGAUCUCACACUACGCACCGCUUCCUCGUCGCCCGCUGGUCAACGUGAAGCCAUUGGAGGGCAAACAGAAAGAGAAUCUAGACCACUUGUUCGAAACCGCGUCAGGGAAGGUGAGUACAACUACUGACGAGACGAAGUUGAAGGAUCAUGUCAUACAGGAAGAGGAUCAGGAAAGUGGAGGAGAGAGUGUCGUGAAGUCUGAAUCGAAAAGCAUUAACGGUGUUGCAGUUUCGAAAUCAGCCAGCACAACUGUUGCUAGUACAUCAUCAUCAUCUGGAAGCGAGCAGGGAGAUGAAGAUGAGGACGCGACAAGUGCGAUCUUACAUCCAGUGGAGACUUUGGUGAAAAAAGUAGAGAAGGAAGAGAAAAAAGUAGUGAAAGUAUCUGCUACGGCUGCCAAGACUUCCCCUACUCCCACUCCAGUGUCUAAGAAGACACCAGAAGAAGCGCCAAAGCAAGAACAUCGUCACAGUCCUCAGGUGCAGAUUCCCACGGAAGUGACAAAGAAAGCGACAGCUCCAGCUACUUCAUCCAGUACUACUUCUCCUAUAGUGCAACACCUGGAAGACAAAGACAAACUCCAAGCACAAGCACAGGUACUAGUUACGUCUCCACCAGCACCUACUUCUACAACUUCGACAAAAAGCUCAUCUUCAUCCUGGGAUGGCAUUUUGCAGAAUGAGAAGACUGUUCAGAAAGAAGAAAGAGCGGAAAAAGCAUCAGCUUCCCUGGACGCGGAUGUUGUAGACAAGAGGUCUUCUUCUAGCUCUCCUCUGGGUAUAAUUCAGGCUGCAAAGACACGGAACUCAACAAACAAGCCAGACUUAGUACUCUUACACGCUGAUGAGACUGGUAGAAGUAGUGGUACACGUGAUACUUCUUCCACGAAAACGCAGACUAAAGGCGCCAAGAUCGACCUUCAAGCAGAUCUCAAGUUACUAGACGGUCUCAAUGCGAAAAACGGGAAUUAUAGAGGAGCCAGUGUAGCCUACACUUCUAGUAGAAGAGCCAGCACACAGCUUGUGAAAACUUCUACGUCUUCCAGGACUAAAAGUAGAAGUACUGGUACUGGUACACAACUCUCCUCAAAUUCCGCUUCCGCAACUCAACAAGCUCACGUCACACGCGGUCGUCUUUCACGUCUUGCGGAGUCACUGUUCGGCGAUGAAGGUAAGCCUCAGCAUGGCGCACUGGAUGCCUGGCUCGCGCCUCCGAACUCGUCUGCACUUGAUGCUAGUACUAAGGACAAGGAGCAACCAGCUUCGUCGAGUACCUCAAGUACUCCAUCGAGUUCAAGCUCUGCUACUGCCGCGUCCUCUGCCGCAUCAUCUUCGCUUGCCGAUGCGCGUCAGCAAAUGGCAUUGGCAGAAAGGGAGGCUCUUGGCGGAGAGAGCAGCAAGACAGUUGUGGCAGAGCAUGAACUAGAAAGCUACCUGACGGAGGAGAAUGGAAAGGACAGGGAGGAGAAUGAGAACACGGCUAAAGGAACAUCAGACCAUCUUCAUUCCUCUCGAUCAAAACAAGAAUCUCUCUUAGAAUUAAGGCUCAACUUUCAUUGGUCAUAGAGGUUGGUCACUGAAAUCGAAGAGGGCCCCCUUGAGAGAACAGGGGAAACCGAAGGGAAGAAGGGGAAAGCUCUGUAAGGGGCCUGGCCCCGUUCAGAGUCGGUGACCAAUGACUGCUGACCUUUAAUGGGAGAAGGACAAGAGCAGUCUUCGUCUGCAUCUUCUGCAGAUCAGUUUGAGAAGCUCGAUGCUGAUCGCAUCUUCGAUGCUGUUUCACGCGCACAACUCCUGAAGGAUGACUCCAAGAAGGACUGGAAUACUUCGUCUAUGGUGAACAAGCAGAAACUAGUGCCAGUGGAAGAAAAGUCUGCAGUGGCAGACGCAGGUCGUGUGGCUUCAUCGACAGAGAAAAAGGACUCUUCAUGGCUAGAUAUCAAGCAGGCUUGGACCCCACCUGAGGAGAGGAAGGAAGAGCCACACAAGAAUGUAUACUUGAAAUUUUUGCAAAACUAGGAUGUGAAAUCAACGUUCUUGUGCUUGUGUUGAUGUUCGUUGUAGAAGGGGGGGGGUAAAUGUGCUAAAGAACAAGUAGAUGAGAAAGAUUUGCAAUUGCACAGAGAUGUUGAUGUACAGUGAAGAUGAAUUUUUCUUGUAGCGACAAGUAGUACAAGACCCCGACUUUGGCAGAAGAUUUUUUUUCCAAAAAAACAGACCAGCGAGCAGAGAUAUUUUUUCGAUUGAACAGUUACAGUUAUCAAAUUUAAGAUACAGAAGAUAGAAACUGCCACGGAAGCUGCUCAAUCUUCUGUGCGAACAAGCGGCAUUAUUUCUCAGACAAUCUUAGACCGAACUCAGUAU
Amoebophrya sp. A25 is the source of this 5413-nucleotide messenger RNA. NCBI's taxonomy places the organism in Eukaryota, Dinophyceae, Syndiniales, Amoebophryaceae. The record is from the annotation of a GenBank genome assembly.